Molecule: messenger RNA, 1844 nt
Organism: Prunus avium (sweet cherry)
Lineage: Eukaryota; Viridiplantae; Streptophyta; Magnoliopsida; Rosales; Rosaceae
Source: RefSeq, a predicted model, not a curated record
UGGUACUUUUGCAGAGAUUGUUGGGUAGUUUUUAGCCUAAAAGAACAAACCAAAAAGUAGAGUGGCUGCAGCACAAGCACAAGCACAAGCAGAGGUUCUUGUUUCCCGGGCCACGCCGCUCGUAUUUAUUGCUUUGCUCCUUCUGCGCCUUGAAACCCUUCACUUGACUUGAGAGUUGAGAUCUCGAGAGCAGCCUUUCUUUCCUCCGCCAUUUUCUCUGGUAGACCAAACCCUCAUAGCAUUUGGCUAUUGGGUUCAAUACAAAGCACUUGAGUGAGGAGAUUUUGGGUUUGUUUUGUAUGCGCUCAAAGGUGUGAAAGCUGGCCUUUUCAAAUAUAUUGCAUUGCCCAACACAAUCACAGGAGGGUCGGCUAUAUUCAACAAUAUCACUCUUGCUUUGCAUUCAAACCGAGCUGGAGGGAGUGUUAGAAUAUAGUGUGUUUUUUUUAUAUGUGGAAUAUUGGUCUUAAGUGAGAGACAUGCUGAGCUCUGAUGAUGGAGAAAAUGAUGUGUUCUUCGACUCGGUGGACUUAUCAUCUCAAGAGUCAAUUGUAGCAAAAGAGGAACCGGGGUUUAGUAAGUUGGAGUAUGAAAUUUGGAUGAAUGAGCCACCAAGUGUUAAGGAAAGACGGGAGAGUUUUCUACGAAAGAUGGGUUUAGCUGAGUUUGAUUCUGCAAAGUCUGGUUCUGUGGAGAUGGAAAUGGAAUCUGGUGCCUCAUCAAAGAUGAUGGGAUUGCAAAGACUUUUGGAAUGCAGUGGAGCUGCCUCAAGCUCUUGCAUCUCUUCUUCUAGUUAUAUUGAAGAAAAUUUGGGUUGUUGUAGAAGGGAAGGGGACAAUCAAGCAAAUCUUAUGCAGAACGAAUUAGAUAGAAACCUACAAGAUAAGUUGAAUUUAGUCUCCAUCCAGGAGGCUGUUCGUAUUAUUUCACCUUCUGCUACAGAUUCUUCCCAGAGAGAAGUUGAGGCUCCAGUAGAAGAAUGUGGGAAUUCACAUGAGGGUAGAAAGAAGAAGGAAAGUUGGUGGAAACAGUUUAUAAACAAGAAGAGAAGAGGUGGGAAAGUUGUAUUUGAGGGAUCAAAACCAGAUACUGAAAUACUCAAACAAAAUAGGAUGAAGGUCCAGGAGAACAGCAAGAGGUGUAUGGAGUUUGCUGCAUUAUGCAAUGGGCAAGAAAUUCAUGCGCACAAGGGGUUUAUAAGGGCUAUGAAGUUUAGUCCUGAUGGCCAAUAUCUUGCAACUGGUGGUGAAGAUGGGGUCGUACGCAUUUGGUGUGUUACAUUGACAGAUGCCUCUUGUAAUUACUUACCAGCUGAAGGCAGCUUUGAUAGCAAACUUAAAAAGAUCAAGUCCGGUUAUCGAGUGAUCUUUCCUGAUAAGGGUUUUCAAAUUGAAGAGUCACCGCUGCAAGAGUUCCAUGGCCAUUCGAGUGAUGUGUUAGAUCUUGCUUGGUCAAAUUCAAAUUGUCUUAUUUCUUCUUCAAUGGAUAAAACUGUCCGUCUGUGGGAAGUUGGUUGCAGUCAGUGCCUAAAUGUUUUCCAUCACAAUGAUUACGUGACAUGCAUUCAGUUCAACCCUCUCAAUGACAAUUACUUCAUAAGUGGAUCAAUUGAUGGAAAAGUUCGAGUUUGGGGCCUUUUUGAGAAGCGAGUUGUUGAUUGGGCUGAUGUGCGAGAGGUUAUAACUGCUAUAUGUUAUCAACCAGAUGGGAAAGGGUUUGUAGUUGGUUCCAUUACAGGCACUUGCCAGUUCUAUGAAGUAUCAGGGGAAUAUCUUCAGCUGGUUGUGCAAAUGCAUAUUCACGGUAGAACUAAAACCUCUGGCAACCAAAUCACUGGCAUCCAG